Messenger RNA from Carassius carassius (crucian carp), 3289 nucleotides. It is a transcript of the gene nr1d1, whose product is annotated as nuclear receptor subfamily 1, group d, member 1. The transcript is spliced from 7 exons. Lineage: Eukaryota; Metazoa; Chordata; Actinopteri; Cypriniformes; Cyprinidae. Gene Ontology annotation, biological process: positive regulation of transcription by RNA polymerase II; cell differentiation; hormone-mediated signaling pathway. The record is from RefSeq and is a predicted model, not a curated record. Bases 779 to 2560 code for a protein of 593 amino acids. Gene Ontology annotation, molecular function: nuclear receptor activity; RNA polymerase II cis-regulatory region sequence-specific DNA binding; zinc ion binding.
GAGAAUGAAGGAUACAGUGUUAAGCCUCAGGGGACCAAAGGUUAGGAAAGGCAGGAGGAGGUAUCAGACACUAAGGAAUAGUUUACAUGCUAGAGUCAAUGCCGAGGUGUAAACUCUAGCACACUGCGCUGUUCCUCAAGAGCAAAGUUGACUAGUCUUAUCUGAUUUGAGCUGAUAGAAGCUAAUAAGCAGGAUGUAACUCAAACAAAACAGACGUAAAUCUCAUAUAAAUGCACAUGGUUAGGCAUGUGCUACUGAGACAUCAUGCAAAGUUAUGUGUUUCAUAAACGGAAAUAACAUCAGACAAAUGUGGCUUGCUCACAUGGCACACUGGUGCCAGUGAAACUAUAAACCACAAGCCUUCUGAGGCACAAACACAGGAAGAAAGGAGUGGUCACUGUAUUCUUUAUUUUUUUCUAAUGUACCCUUGCAGUUUACAAUAACAUUUCCUAGAAAGUAUUUUCCACAAAAACAGAUCCUCUUGCUCCCUCGGCUUCCUUGUUUCCAUAGCGCAAUCUGUUUCAACUCCUUGUGUAGUAGAGAGAAGUAUUUAUUAUUUAUUUAACACUUUAACGAGGAUGGACCGUUUUAGGGAGGAGAACAAAUACCUGAGAACAUUUUCAGCCCCUUCUCAGUGGGCCCCUCUCACUUUUUGUGUUCCCACAGUGGAGUAAAGAGGACUAUCUAGUAAACGUGGCUUUCUUUUCCAUUGCUAGGUGGGGUAAUAUCAUACAUCGGAUCGUGUGGAGGCUCUCCCAACCGCACCAGCCCUGUGUCCAUGUACAGUGAGAAUUCCAACAGCAGCAUGCAGUCCUUUACACAACCCUGCUUUGGCUCGUCAUUCCCACCUUCUCCCAACGGAUCCCAUGAUUCUUCGCGUAUGUACACCAGCAGCAGCAGCAGCAGCAGCUCUAGUUCAGGAUCAGGAGAGGACGGAAACUCAUCGUGCUCUGGUGGAUCCCCAAGAGGCCGCGAUGAUGGUGGAAGUACACGCAGUUCACCCAACAAAUCAGUUGCCACCCUUACUAAGCUGAAUGGAAUGGUGUUGCUGUGCAAAGUGUGUGGCGACGUGGCUUCCGGAUUUCACUAUGGUGUCCAUGCCUGUGAGGGCUGCAAGGGUUUCUUUCGACGCAGCAUCCAGCAGAACAUCCAGUACAAAAAGUGCCUUAAGAAUGAAACCUGUACCAUUAUGAGGAUCAACCGGAACCGGUGCCAGCAUUGCCGUUUUAAAAAAUGUCUGUCCGUGGGAAUGUCCCGGGACGCUGUUCGUUUCGGCCGUAUCCCGAAACGCGAGAAACAGCGUAUGCUGGCCGAGAUGCAGAACGCCAUGAACAACAUGGUGAACAACCAGCUUCAGAAUGAAUUCCAGCUGGCGAGCAUCACAUCCAACACCCCCUGCUCUUCCUCUUCAUCCCCAUCCACCUCUUCCUCAUCUCCAUGCCCGGGGCUUACAGUGGGACCGCAACUCCAGCCCCCCGGAGUGCCCAUAGCACCAUCCCCUUCACCUCCGACCCCAGCCUCUCCUUCGGUGCAGCUGGCUCAGAGUCCCUCAGCUCUGACGGCUUCUCCACCACCGUGCUCCAGUCCAGGUGUAGACAAAACCAUCGCCGCCAUAACCAGAGCACACCGUGAGACCUUCAUCUACGCCCAUGAUAAGUUGGGUCCAGCUCUUCUGCCUCACAACGGUGAGCUAGACAACCAAAGCAGCAACCGCUGCAUGGCUGGAUACCACCUCAAUGGCGCCAACACCAUUUACCAUCAUAAUAAUAAUGUCACUCAUCAUUGUAACAACUUUGAGGUGCCACCAGAAAAUGGCCUUCAUUUUCAAGCCUCUGGACAGCAGGACAAUAACAAUGGUCAGCGACCUCCAAACAGUAACCUCUUUGGCGUCCACCACAGUCAGGAGAUAAACAGCAGCUCCCACGGGCAGAACUGUCCGUGGAAAAAACACAAAGAGAUUCUGCUGGCUUGUCCAAUGAACAUGCAUCCUUACUCAGACCCCAACAAAACACCACAGGAAAUCUGGGAAGACUUCUCUCUUAGCUUCACCCCAGCUGUCAGAGAGGUGGUGGAGUUCGCCAAACACAUCCCAGGGUUUAGCACAAUAUCUCAGAACGACCAGGUCACGCUACUGAAGGCCGGAACCUUUGAGGUCCUCAUGGUGCGCUUCUCCUCUCUGUUUAAUGUAAAAGAGAGGACCGUGACGUUCAUCUCGGGCACCACCUACAGCCUGGAGGCCCUGAAAAGCAUGGGCAUGGGCGACCUGCUGGGAACCAUGUUCGACUUCAGUGAAAAACUCAACGCAUUAGAGCUCUCAGCAGAAGAACUGGGACUCUUCACUGCAGUCGUGCUGGUGUCUGCAGACCGUUCUGGCAUUGAAAAUGUGAAUUCAGUGGAGAUGCUUCAGGAAAGUUUGAUCCGGGCUCUCCGAUCCCUUGUCAGCAAGAGUGCCCCUAAUGACGCCUCUCGAUUCACCAAGCUGCUGCUCAAACUUCCAGACCUGCGCACGCUGAAUAAUAUGCACUCAGAGAAGCUGCUCUCUUUCCGCAUUGACGCCUGAGGUUGCAAGAAGCUGGUGAAAGUGGGUCACCGCUGGUUGACUGAAGGACAGAAUGGGUACAAACACUAGAACUCUUUCCAAGAGAACCCACCAGAGAGCAAACUCAUGGCUUUGGCACUUAAAAGCACUCAAUGACACAUUUAAAAGGAUGCUUUGGUGUCUAAUGGUCGGCCAGUAGCCUUUAUGGCUUGAUAACCAUAAAGGCUCAUUGAGCCACUUUCAGUACUUACCUGAAAUGGGUGGUAAGAUUAAGCUAAUAAAGCAGACAAAAAAAACCUGGCAUUUGGAGUACAUGGGGAACAAGUGCAGAAUGCCUUUUGUAAAGAGUCGUAGCCAAGCCAGAAGGAUCUCCAGGUCACUUCCAUACAUGUGACGACGGCAGAAAAAUGUCAAGCGUCUCCUCGUGCCCAGUCCGGCCUGGGUUCCUGCUAUACCCACACUCAGAGAAAGUUAUGAUCAUUUUAACUAUAACGCAAAUGACAAGCUAUAAGGGGGAUGAAUCUUCACAAAUAAUCACAUCCCUGUGACUUUGUAAAAUAUGUGUAAAUAUGAUAUAUAUACUUUAAAUCUUUUGAAAUGUAUAAUAUAUUUUUUUUUGUAAAGUUCACAUGCUCAACGCAAAUGAUAAAUCUAUUCAAGCACAGAUAUAUAAGUAGAGUGUAUGCAUAUUAUAGACAUCAAGACAUGUAUUUCAGUUGUCUUCUUCAUAAAGGCAUUUUAUGAAACGAG